AUGGUGAGCGCUUCAGAAGCGCUGCGCAUCUCCGUCCGCGAUGGAAUCCUUGAAAGAAAACGACGUGCAGGCUACUGGACGAAGCGGCAAUUCGUGCUCACGCCUACACAUUUAAUGUAUUUUGAGUCGUUAGAAGCCAAAGAGCCGGCAAACUCUUUUGCGACCAUGGAGAUCGUUUCUAUUCAAAAAAAUUCUAAUGACUCACAGCAGCGAGUUUUUACGCUCGUGCUGUAUAGGAAGAAGAAAGAAUACAGAGCUAAGAGCACAGAAGAUCGAGAUGCAUGGAUAGAAGCUUUAGAUUCAGUAUCAGGUAUGAAGGGAACCGGAUCUAGCUCUGUACCACUAAAGAAAAAAGAGACUUUGACUCUGGAUGAGCGUAUGACGACCGACGAGAUGCAAAAUGAUAGCAAAGGAGAUCAACAGAGUAGCAGCAGUAUCCACGAUAUCAAAGACGUGGAUCUUCGAGCUUUGAACGAGCAAAUGAAGAAAUAUUUCUCACGGCAAUUCCAGAUUAGCAAAUCCGUUUCGUCAAAAGAUGUGGCUGCAUUUGUUAAAAAAUCGAUGCCGUAUCUAUUGACUGCACAGAUUCAGGAGAUCGGACAAGCUCUCAUCGACCUUAAGCUAAUUAUACCAUUUAAAUCGCACGUUUUCGACGUUGCGGACUCCGAAAGGUAUAAAUUUAUGGAGGAUGCAGUGAUAAAGCAACCCAAGAACCUUUCAAACAUGCAAGGGUCAUCGAUCGCAAUUCUUAUGGGCAAUGAUCGAUUUAGCGCAAAGAAGUAUGCAGAGGAUUUUUUGCGAAAACAUUCGCCGUUAAAGAUUGACGCGCACUGCAAUAAGCUCGUUGCUCAAAAAGAUAGCACAAUUGAAGAUUUAAAGGAAAAAAUUAGUGCAAAUUACACCUCGUUCAUCUGCGCAGCAGAUGAAAUCCAAAGUAUGGAAAAUAGUGUGUCUCAGCUCAAGACGCUGGUUCUGGAAUGUCGAAGAAGCAUGUCUACUCUCAAAGGGGUCACUUUGGAUCCUCCGCCUGAAAUCAAAACACAUUCAGACUUCGGGGCGCUAGACAAGAAAGCAGAAGCUUGGAAGCAGACUUUGGCGCUUGAUGAGUUUAUAUACGAUCUCGAGGUAUAUCUUAAUGAAAGAAACUACGAGCAGUUCACAAAGCAAAUGCUCAAGUACAAGCAAAAUGAGACGCAAGGAAUUGCGACUGCUCCGGAUGCGCAACAAGAAAAGAUUGACAGGCUUCGACAGUUACUGGUUACAAAAUUGGUCGAAGAGUUUAAUGCUUCGUUACAGACGUCAGAGCGCAUGCACAAGAAAGAGAAUCACCUGGAAUUGUUAAUUAAGCUAGGUAAAACGCAGCUAGCGACUAACAUGUGCUUGCAACACUAUUCCGUUCGAAUUGCACUUCAACUACGACACGUGCCUUCUUAUGGAAAUGCUUUAAACUACGUUAUCAAUUUCGCAAGAACUUUCUUCACGUCACUCUUGGCGUGUUACGAAGAUUUCGAGCAGAGCUUUCGUGGACAGACUAGUUCUCACUUUACAUCCUUAACUGUUUGGAUUUCCGCACAGCUUGAGCAUUUUGCGAGUGAAGUUACCUACCAUAUAUUUCCGGAUGAUCCGGAUGCGUCUCAGUUACGAUGCACGGCUGCUUCAGAUGGACCCUCUACAUCAGCAAGCUGUGUGGCGAUUGACAUCUCCGAGUUUAAGAGUGUUGCAAAGUAUGUAUCAAGUGCGCUUCGAUACGUUUUUUAUGGUGCUCGACAAUUAGAAUUGGCAGGAUUACCUACUGCUCACUAUUUAGCCCCGUACUUAGCUCGAGGGCUCGUUUCUUUUUUCAGGAGCUAUUGUGUCGCUAUCAAUAACACAGUACGAGAAGAGAUCAAGCGCGAGCGAUGGGAAAUGACGUCACGGAUGAUUCGCGAUCCUGAGAACAAAGCGGAGCGAGAAAUCGUUUUGACACAGAGCGCACGAUCUCUUUAUACGCUCGUGCAGCAAUUUCUUCGUGAUGCACAGCGCGUGAUGAAUCCCUCUUGUGCUACUUCAAAUCUUGCAGAGGUUCAUCAAGUUGUAGUUUGGGAGACCAAGGAGCUGCUUGUACGAUAUUGUUUUGAAACACUCCAAUUCUUAGAAACACCCAAAUUUUCAUCGUCGUUGCGACCUAAACAAAUCAUUGGUAUUCUCACGAACAUUGCCUAUAUCCAAGAUGACUGUGCCGCUCGGUCCUCAAAUAUUCUACGAGAAUUCCUACCUAAAAUUGCUUUUCAAACUCGAGAUUUUGAAAAUCAUAUCGCAACUCUGUGGGAUAGAUUAAUCACGGUUGGAGUGAAGCGAUAUGCUCAAGCACAAAUGAAAAUGUCUUUAUGCUGGCAUGAUCUAGAACUUUUUGAUGAAGCUCUCCCGGACAUUUCUGGCACUGUCAUGUGCUCAAUGUUUGCCCAUGUGGUAUCAAAAGAACUUGCGGACGUCUUCACAAACAACCAGCUAAACAAGGCCAUUCGGAAUAGUUGCGAUACUGCCAUAAAGAAAGUUGGUUUGAAUGGCAAUGACAGAGAAGAGCACGAGUCUUUUGUUGUCAUGUCCUUAUGUGCAUUACUCUGCGAAAUGCUUGAUGACGAGCCAUGGUGGCGUGACUUUGUUAUGAAAGGAGGGGCAUCACGGAGACGAUUGGGCUACGGGGGCUUGAACAAGUUUCUAGCAGAAAUCCAUGCUCUUCAACGUAUUGUGCCAACAGACAAGCGCGUAGUCGAGCUGACGGGAAAAGUUGAUGCCAAAAUGGUAGAACUUUAUCAACAACUUUAUCCUGAGCGGAAAGAUGUGCGUGCACCAGCACAAUGGACUCAAGCCUUUGCUAGCCAAUGCAUUGCUGCAGCAAUCCCAUCAACAGAGUAA
Molecule: messenger RNA, 2895 nt
Organism: Plasmopara halstedii
Lineage: Eukaryota; Oomycota; Peronosporomycetes; Peronosporales; Peronosporaceae
Exons: 8
Coding region: 1-2895 (964 amino acids)
Biological process (GO): exocytosis; Golgi to plasma membrane transport; intracellular protein localization
Cellular component (GO): exocyst
Source: RefSeq, a predicted model, not a curated record